AUUCUGGCAAAAGCCCAAGCGGCCAAGCCCCUGGUUCCCCUGCAAUGGCGGCGCGGAGAUAGCAUUGGCCCCUUUUGGGCGCAGCAUGCGCUGGCCCUUGCAAUUCUUGGUCACUUCUCUCGGAGUCCUCGCGGGUCUCCCUCCCAAACUCCCCAUCGCGCGUGCGCGCCCCCCCGGCUGCCUCUCUCGGUGGCUCUGCCGUGCCGGGAGGAUGAUGGGGCGCCACCAGCGCUCGCGCUCUGCCUCGGCGAGCUCCACGGCGACGCGGUCGGACAUCACUGAGCUCGACUUCGCGGCGGCGGACCUCGAGAGCCCCUUCAGCAGCGUCGACGCGCUCGGCCCCGUCGAGCUCCACGAGACCGCGUACGAGAUCUUCUUCAUGUCAUGCCGCUCCUCCGGCGCGGCACCGAGCAGGGGUAACGGCAGCGGCGCGGCCGAUGGGGAGGUGUCGUCGCCCAUGGCCGGCGCUGGCGCGAGGGGAGGCGCCGGCGCCGGCGUCAUGGGCGGCCGGGUCAAGAAGGCGCUGGGCCUCAGGCCGAGGCGGCUGUCGUUGGGGGGGCAGCCCAUGAUGGCGCGCACGCUCAGCCAGACGUCGGGCCCGGGCUCCCCCGGCCGCUCGCGCCGGCCGAUGACGUCGGCGGAGAUCAUGCGGCAGCAGAUGCGGGUCACCGACCAGAGCGACGCGCGCCUGCGCCGCACGCUCAUGCGCACCGUCGUCGGGCAGGUGGGCAGGAGGCCGGAGACGAUCGUCCUGCCGCUGGAGCUCCUCCGGCAGCUGAAGCCUGCGGAGUUCGCCGACGGCGAGGAGUACCACCAGUGGCAAUUCCGGCAGGUGAAGCUCCUGGAGGCCGGCCUCAUCCUGCACCCCUCGCUCCCCCUCGACCGCCUCCACUCCGCCGUGCUCCGCUUCCGCGAGGUCAUGCGCGCCACCGAGAUCCGCGCCAUCGACACCGGCAAGAGCUCGGAGGUCAUGCGCGCCCUCACCAGCGCCGUGCACGCGCUCUCCUGGCGCAGCUCCGGCGCCGCCGCGGAGGCGUGCCACUGGGCCGACGGGUACCCGCUCAACGUGCUCCUCUACUGCUCCCUCCUCCAGGCCAUCUUCGACCUGCGGGAGAGCACCGUCGUGCUCGACGAGGUCGACGAGCUCCUGGAGCUCAUCAAGAAGACGUGGCCGACGCUCGGCGUCACCAGGGCCGUGCACAAUGCCUGCUUCGCGUGGGUCUUCUUCCGGCAGUACGUGGUCACCGGCCAGGCCGAGCCGGACCUCGCCGCCGCGGCGCUCGCCGUGCUCGUCGACGUUGCAGCCGACGCCGCCGCGCAGGGGAGCAGCCGUGACCCGGUCUACGCCAGGGUGUUCCUGAGCGCGCUCGGCGGGAUGCAGGAGUGGUCGGAGAAGCGGCUGCUGGACUACCACGACAGCUAUGGCAAGUGCAUCGGUGGCACUGCCACCGAAAGCAUGGAGAUCCUCCUGUCCCUCGCGCUUGCCGCUGGCAAGAUCAUCGCCGACAGGGAAGGCACCGGCGACGGGAACUUCGCCGGCGACCGCGUCGAUUACUACAUCAGGUGUUCGAUGAAGAGCGCCUUCACCAAGAUACUCGAGAACGGGCUCGGAGAGACCGACAGCGUGAUCACCGACCGCGACAGCGACCCCGCCUCCGUCCUGACGCAGCUCGCCGGAGACACGGAGCAGCUGGCCAUGUUGGAGCGCAGGAGCUUCAGCCCGGUGCUGCGGCGGUGGCACCCCGCGCCGGUGGCGGUGGCCGCGGUCACCCUGCACGGCUGCUUCGGCGUCGUGCUGAGGCGGUACCUCGGCAAGGUGACCGUCCUCACCGAGGAGCUCGUCCGCGUGCUCCACACGGCGAGCAGGCUGGAGAAAGCCCUGGCGCAGAUGACGGCGGAGGACGCGGCGGACUGCGACGACGGCCGGGCCAAGGCCGUCGUCGGCGACAUGGAGCCCUUCGAGGUGGAGUCCGUCGUGAUGGGCCUGCUCAAGGCCUGGAUGGACGACAAGCUUGGGCUCGCCAGGGACUGUCUCCUCCGAGCCAGAGACACCGAGAGCUGGAUACCCAAGUCCAAGGAAGAGCCCUUUGCUGGGUCCGGCAUGGAGCUGAUGAAGCUGGCACGGUUCACCGUCGAGGAGUUCUCCGAGAUCCCGGCGAGCGCGAAGGAGGAGGUGGUUCACGACCUCGUCGACGGCCUCGAGUCCAUCUUCCUGGACUACAUCUCCUUCGUCGCGUCUUGCGGGUCGAAGCACAGCUACCUCCCUCCGCUGCCGCCGCUGACGAGGUGCAACCAGGACUCGGGCUUCUUCCGGCUGUGGAAGAAGGCGGCGCUGCCGACGUGCCAGGCGCCGGAGGGCAGCCCGCGCGGCGGCUGCUCGCACCACGCCCCGCGGCCGACCAUCAGCCGCGGCACGCAGCGGCUCUACGUCCGCCUCAACACGCUCCACUACGUGCUCACCCACGUCCAGGCCCUCGACGCCUCGCUCUCGUCGCCGCCGUCCUCCUCCUCCUCCGCCCGCUUCGGCCGCGCGCGCGACGCGGCGGCGGCGUCCAUCUCCGCCGUGGCCGAGGUCGCCGCGCACCGGCUCAUCUUCCUGGACUCGCGCCACUCGCUGUACCAGGGCCUCUACGCCAGCGGCGUGGGCGGCGCGCGCAUCCGCCCGGCGCUCCGGCUGCUGCGGCAGAACCUGUCGUUCCUGCUGCCGGUGCUGGCGGACCGGGCGCAGCCGGCGGCGGUGCGGGAGGUGAUGCGGGCCUCCCUGGAGGCGUUCCUGAUGGUGCUCCUCGCCGGCGGCAACGAGCGGAGCUUCGCGCGCGCCGACCAAGCCGCGGUGGAGGAGGACCUGCGCAGCCUGAAGCGCGCCUUCUGCACGUGCGGGGAGGGGCUGGUGCCGGAGGACGUGGUGGCGCGGGAGGCCGGCACGGCGGAGGCCGUCGUGGACCUCAUGGCGCGCUCCACCGAGUGCCUCAUCGACGCGUUCGCCGCCGCGGCGAGCGAGUCCGGCGGCGGCGAGGGCGGCGGAGGCGGCACGCCGCUACCGCCCACGACGCGGAAGUGGGAGCCCGCCGACCCCAACACGAUCCUCCGGGUGCUCUGCCACCGCGACGACGAGGCCGCCAACCAGUUCCUCAAGCGCACGUUCCAGCUCGCCAGGCGGCGGUGAUGAGGCUCGAUCGGCCGCAGCACGGGAAGUGACGGAAGCAUUCGAUCGCCGGCCGAAUCCACGUCCCGGAUCGCAACUGGCCCAGGAGUGAUCGAGGUGCUGCUCUGCUCGCGUUCGAGGGGGAAGGGAAGACAAGCCGCGUCACUUGUUUCUGUACGGGCAGUAGAGGAUUUUGCAGUUCAAUGGCAGAUCGACACCACCCUUGCUUGCAUUCGCAGUCGCAGGAGCAACACAUCCGAUUUUUG
Panicum virgatum (switchgrass) is the source of this 3411-nucleotide messenger RNA. Its product is annotated as protein unc-13 homolog. The record is from RefSeq and is a predicted model, not a curated record. Lineage: Eukaryota; Viridiplantae; Streptophyta; Magnoliopsida; Poales; Poaceae. The transcript is spliced from 5 exons. Bases 86 to 3166 code for a protein of 1026 amino acids.